Messenger RNA from Anopheles darlingi, 4942 nucleotides. Its product is annotated as progestin and adipoQ receptor family member 4. Gene Ontology annotation, molecular function: signaling receptor activity. Lineage: Eukaryota; Metazoa; Arthropoda; Insecta; Diptera; Culicidae. The transcript has 7 exons. Gene Ontology annotation, cellular component: membrane. The record is from RefSeq and is a predicted model, not a curated record. The coding region runs from base 950 to 1978 and encodes 342 amino acids.
CGCACCAGCCUUUGCGAUAAUACUCGGUGGUGUUGACCACCGGGCUUCUAUGUUCUCCAUUAAUAGGUUUCUGACUGCUACCAUCCUAUGAGCAAAUUCAGCACUGCUGAGGACAUCGUGCGCAGGCUCCCACAUCGCUUAUCGCCGUCAGUCAGGGGAUACGAUUUAGCAAAGCAGAGCAAAGCAGUGCUGCCCGGUCCGUCGUUCGGUAAACCGUCGCGAUAGCUCGGCUGCAGGUGUGUGUUUUUGUUGCAGUGCGUGCGUGCACGGGGUAGUUGAGGAGUGUGCGCGCGUGUGUGUUUUAAUAUAUGAAAAUAGGUAUAAGGGUAUUUAUGCGUGUAAAUAUGUAUUAACACAUAUAUUAAUAUACCGGUGUAAUUUAGAAGAAUGACAAUACAGCAACCGAGAAUGAAUUGGUUCUAAACCGAAUAACCGGAAACAUAGUAUGCACCUCAAAAUGUGUAUUAGUCAGAUGAAUAAAAUUUUCAAAAAUCGACGCAAGCGUGUUACAGGAAUACCCGCUGUUUAGCUUCCUCCUAGUAGUUAUACAUAGAAAUACUCUUACAUGCAGAUAGACAGCACCCAGCUCCUUAACCUUGAGUACUGUUGGAGCAGUGAUAGCAGAAAACGAGCGAGAACGACCUGGCAGUAAAGCAGCACCAUUGGGCAUCAAUCAUCACGCAUGCCACUCCACAGGACUUACAUAUUAAACUCCUGCAUAGGCGCCUAUGACACUGAUGUAAACACCAACGUGUGAGAUCCUGAGUGUAUUAUUUCGUAGCAGCUACAAUACGACCCCGUUCAACAGCAACAUUCUUCCAAAUCGUUUAAGUGAGAAACCUAACUGCUGGUCGGAAGCAGGACUAGUUUUGGGCCUCCUAAGGGCAAGAAUCAGUGCUCGAACUUUGCUGCAGGACCCACUGAAAGCUCAUUAUAAUUGACGUAAGCAAUGGAGCCGCCGACGAUCGAACCUCAGGUGUCGAUUGAUCCACCGUUACUAGAACCCACGCCAUUACUUAGCACAGAAAAUAUUGUUCCACCCUCUGAUGCAACCGAGGCUCAAUCGAAUGGCGGUUCCUCUUCGACAAUGUUGAAACAAGUGCAUAGACUGCUUACACCUCCGGCUGAUCUUCUGGAAUGGAAGGAUAUGCCCCAGCAUCUGCAGUUUAAUCCGUAUGUGCUCACUGGCUACCGGCCGUUGCAGGGUGUGAAGGGUUGCCUUAGCAGCCUAUUCUAUGUCCACAAUGAAACCAUCAACAUCCUUACCCACGGCAUUCCAAUCGUUUACAUACUGGCAACUGUUCCGGCAAUGAUGCCAUGGGAGAAAGAUUACCGCUUUCUGUCAUGGUGUCAUCUGGUCGGUUCCGUUGCACCGUGGUGCGGUAGCUUUGUCUAUCACCUGUUUAUGAAUCUGGAGUGCGGCGAGGGCAUUUACUAUCGGUUGCUGCAGCUCGACAUGUUGGGCAUUUGGAUCAGCCAGAGCUUUGGAGCGCUGCCAAUGGUAACAGCGACGGUGUUUUGUUGGAAUACACCAUUAAAAUGGUUAUUCAUUAUAUCUUAUUCGCUACUGUGCAUCUGGGGUCUUUUUAAGGCUAUGACGGCUUCAUCACCGUGGCAGCGACGACUCUGUUUUUUACUUCCGUUCAGCAUGCGCAUUAUUCUGACGCUACUUCGUAUCUCCAAUAUGGGCGGCGGAAAUCCUACCUCACUAACCCACGUAUUCCUGCAGGACGCUGUGUCAGCGGUGGGUGGAAUCAUCGGUGCGAUGCAUAUUCCAGAGAAAUGGUUUCCCGGUAGUGUCGACAUUUACUUGAACUCUCAUAACAUCAUGCACGUGUUGGUGGUGGUCGCAGUCUACUCAAUGCAUCAGGCCACUGUACGAGACAUCGAAUGGAUGCAGCGAUCGGAAUGUAACGGACUCAGUAGUAACACCACACUCAACAUAGACCAUGUCAAUGGGUCGCAUUUGGAACUAUGACUUGCAAAGCGUCGUCCAUCAACUACACCAUUAACCGACUCAGCGAUAAUACGCGGUGGGAUUUCUGUGUCAAAACACGGCAGAAUCACUGUGGAUUCUUUAUGCAUUCGCCGACAUGGUUGUGUAGUUUCGGGUGUGUGCUAUAGAGCGGAAAAUAUUCGCACCUACCGUAUACAUCAUAAGGCGGUUCCCUUACACUGAUGUAUUUCAUCAUACAUUAGCCGAUAAAAGAUUUAUAUGCCAUAGACACGCAGCAGUCAAAAACAUACAAAAAUGCAAGCUAUCACAAUAAAUAGCGGUUAAUUGCAUGAUAGGUGAGCCAGAUUUGGCAUGCAAUGGUAGACUCGAGAUAUCCUGAAUAUCGGAAAGAGAAAAGGAUACAAAAGGACAACGAUGCUUGCGUGUGCGGCAUUAAACGUAUGGCAUUAAACAAUUACCAAAAAAAUUUAAACUUUUAAUUAAACUAGAUUAAUCUAGCCAAUCAAAUCUCUGGACAUUCUUCCACUUGCUAGUGCAGUCUAUUCAAAAUGCUAGAAUCUGAUGGGCAAAUCGUGCUACCUUAUGCACCUAGUAGUUAUUUGUUAAAUUCAAAUCAUUAGUGGGUAACAUUAUGUUCCAGCUAUUUAGUUUGGACUAAAGAUAGGAUUCCCUUGCCUGCUUGGUUGUUCGUUUACUCAGCAAGCACUUGAUUAUCUCCCAUCGCUUCUUGACGAAACUCUAUGUUCUUUUCUACGGUUGCAAACAUGGACAGGGUUAUUUGUAUCAGAACAUGGUCGAUGACCAUGUCAUUUCUAUCAUAUUUUAAUUGGCAAUUAGGUUUUAUUUUAUAGCAACGACGUCAUUCACCAUUCAGGCACUAUUCGCAAUUAAUGUUGCAGUCUGUAGGAAGAGCUAAUGUAACGUCUUUCUCGCAAGAAUUGAAUUCCUACUAGAAAAAUAUUAUUUGAAAAGUAGAUAGACAAAAGCAGUUUUAAUAAAAAGUUAAACUAUCCGUGCAGAAAACGGGGCAUAGCCUUACUACCGCAAAUUAACCCGGUUAGUGAUCUGUUUGGUACUUUACAGCUUAAGCCACAUGCAGAACUGCAGAAACCGGAGCCCCUUAAUUACGACCAAAGCAGCUCUUGCUAUCAAUGAUAAGUAGAAAUUGGGUUUAAAUUGCUUAGCAGUUGUAGUGCCAAUGCAGAGAGUAGUUCUAAGUACGGCAAUUUACGUACCGGGCAUAUUCAUGAAAUAGAAAUUGAAAUAGUGCUUUUAGGAUUCCUUCUCUUCUACAGUCCGGCAAUUCCAUUCGAAUCCCUUAGGUUUUGGUAUAUUUUCAGAACGCGUUGUUUUCAAGCAAUUAAGAAAACUCAUCCUCGUAUUUGGAUUGGUAAUAUUCUUCCAACCUAGUACCUUUGUUUCCCACCACCACUUGCAUCUAUUAAACGGCUGUUGAAGUAUUUCAUUUUUCCACUACGCUAGAUGUAAGGCAAAAAAGCAAAGAGUGAAGAUAUAAUCCAUUGAAGUAGUGCAAUCUGGGAGCAGCGCAACUUUUCUUCAUGUUUCGCUAUAACGUGUGUUUCAGAUCUUUCGAAAGUACCGAUUUUAUGAUCCUCCGAGGUUUUAGGAACAGUAUCUGUGAUCAUAACAACUUAUUUAAGUUUGUAUCAAGCUAAAAGCUUUGCUCGAAAUAUUAUUUAAGACUUAGUUUAGGGCCUUUACAACUAUUUUAUCGUUGCCUAGUCCGAGUGCUUCUCAUCUGCCAUGAUUUAUUAGGUUAAAUUUAAACACUAUAGAGUCUUGCAAUUAAAACUAUUCAACCGUGUUUCCAAAAUAGCGGUGCAUUGGUAAGGUAAUCUUUACUCAACGAUUAAUUUACAGAUGCGAUGAGAUGCAUUCCUUGCAUCAUACGGUGGAUUCAUCGAUAGUUGCACGCGAUCAACAGUUGGAAAAUGUAGGGCUUAUCAACUUAUUUACUAAAACAAAAACAUCGUAUUAUCUGAUAUUGAGAAGCUAUGAAAAAAGGUAGCGUUUUUGAGCAGUGUAGAAAGUUACUUGCAUACAUGUUUGGUUAGUUUUGAAGUUUUAUUUAAUUGUCUAAUAACGACAGCGUUUCUUGCACUUAGUUUUGAUUUCUUCGUAUAAUGUCUAUUUUCGAGGUUUAGUGUAAUAAUAGUUUACCAUAUGAUUUUCCAAGCAUAUCCAUUUUCACCAUGAGAAAUACCAAACUGUACCUUGCAGUGUGAUAUUAUAUGUUUUGCGUAUGUGGAUUGGUUUUUAGUCCUAUGUCACUUAUGCAUUAUGGCAAGAAAAAUCCAAAAAAGCAUUAUUUUCAUGUAUGUAUCAUGUCGGAUGAAAUUCAAGUUCAUUUAGGGGUACUACUGCGCUUUACGCGUGAUGUUUACCUGUAGAAUAAAAUGCAAUACCGCCGUACCAAAAUAAAUGCUAGAAUUAAUUACAUCAUAGAUUUCCUAUGCUGCCGCAGAUGCGUUCCCAUUCAAUUAUGCAAAUUUAUACUCCGAGGGUUCAGAACGAUGAUAUAUUGACCAAAAACAAAUCUUAGCGAAUAGUAAGAGUAAACUUGCAUCACGGAAUGCAUUCUCAUAGCAAAUUUAUUUUACCGGUAUCUCAAUAUUUUUCCUUUCGUUUUGCCGCAUUUAAAAUUAAUUCUCCUCGCGUUAAUGCUAUUUGCUUCCUGAAUACGGUAGACGUUGAAAGCAACAACAAAAAGAGAAAAAUGUAUAGGAAUCAAAAUAUUAUAAAAAGUUGCGGCUCCUAUCCCGAAUCUACACAUUUAAGAAUUUGUCCAAAGUCACGAUUUCAAGUUAUAUGUUGACCAUGAAAAAUGCGUAACCUGUGUAUCUGACAGACUUAUGUUAGUGAGUUUAGGAAAAAAAUAACAAAAACAACUAAAAAGCUGUAGGAAAACUUCCAUUGAAAUAAAGCAAUAUUAUAUACAAACGGUCAAUAUGAAUGUUUGACCAU